Peniophora sp. CBMAI 1063 is the source of this 402-nucleotide messenger RNA. NCBI's taxonomy places the organism in Eukaryota, Fungi, Basidiomycota, Agaricomycetes, Russulales, Peniophoraceae. The record is from the annotation of a GenBank genome assembly.
AUGUGGGGCGACUGUGACAAAUACCAAGGCCGCAAACAACUUCCCGGGCAUGUCCGUGUCAAUGCCGGUGAAGGCUCUUCGGCUCGCGCGGCACGCGGCGUCAAUCCGGCCCUAAGUCGUAUGACGAAAAGUUUUACUGCUGACAUCCCCAUCUUCGACAGCCGCCGUCAUUUUCUCGCUUCUCAUGUCGGGGAAGACUGGCGCGAUGGUUUUUCUGCCGAAAAUAUCCUCACCCAGGUCGACAAUCCGGACGAGCGUUUUAAGGGCGAGAUUCCGGACGAUAGUUUUAUCGCUAUGCAUUGCGUCUGCUCGAUGCGCGCAACUGGUGUGGUGUCCCUCAACCUCAUCGGUGCUCAGGUUCUUGUUACGCCUCGCGGGGUGUACCAUUCCGAUCUCCAGUAA